Capsella rubella is the source of this 1619-nucleotide messenger RNA. RefSeq names its product phenolic glucoside malonyltransferase 1. The record is from RefSeq and is a predicted model, not a curated record. Lineage: Eukaryota; Viridiplantae; Streptophyta; Magnoliopsida; Brassicales; Brassicaceae. Bases 51 to 1433 code for a protein of 460 amino acids. The transcript has a single exon.
AUAUAUAUAUAAAACGAUAAUAUCUUCUUACCAAAAUACAACCCAAAGAAAUGGACUCGUCGCUUAAUAUCAUCCACGUAACACGAGUCACUCCUUCAAACUCUGACUCGUCCGAGUCACUCACUCUCCCACUCACUUUCUUCGACCUUCUCUGGUUCAAACUCCAUGCCGUCGAACGAGUCAUCUUCUAUCGACUCGCAGAAGCAACUCGCCCUUUCUUCGACUCAGUCAUCGUCCCCAACCUCAAGACCUCUCUUUCCUCAGCCCUCUCUCACUACCUCCCACUCGCCGGCAAACUUGUUUGGGAACCGCUUGAUCCCAAACCUAGCAUCGUAUACUCUCCAAACGACGCCGUUUCGUUCACCGUCGCCGAGUCAAACGCAGACUUAACCCGUUUAACCGGGAUAGAACCAUUCUCCUCCACCGAGUUACACCCGUUCGUCCCUAAGUUACAAAACUCCCACGACUCUGCCUCCGUCGUGUCGUUUCAAGUCACGCUGUUUCCAAACCAAGGGUUUUGCAUCGGCGUAGCAGCACACCAUGCCGUUUUAGAUGGGAAAACGGCAACCAUUUUUCUCAAAUCUUGGGCGCACAUAUGCAAAAAUCAAGAUUCUUCUCUACCGCAGGAUCUGGUUCCGUUUUACGAUCGAACGGUCGUAAAAAGUCCACCAAAUGGCGAUAUACAAAUUUUGAACUCAUGGCAGUCUUUAGACAAAAAAUUCAACGGUGGUAAAGAACCAGAAAACCCCAAGAGUUUAAAGCUUCCACCGUCUCCGGUGAUUAGUCCCGAGGCAGUCCGAUACACUCUUGAGCUCACUCCCGAAGAUAUCCAAACGCUUCGGGAGAGGCUCAAGAGAGAGUCCUCCUCUUCCGCCACGUCAAAGGAGCUUCGUUUGUCAAAGUUUGUGAUUAUAUAUUCAUAUGCUUUAACUUGUUUAAUCAGAGCUCGAGGCGGAGAUCCAAAUAGACCUAUCGGGUUUGUAUUUGUUGCGGAUGCUCGAAAAAUACCCACUCCCCCGAUCCCAUCUAGUUAUUUUGGAAACUGUACCACCGUUAGGGCUAGAGUGCGAGUAACCGCAGGUACAUUUAUGGGUGAAGAAGGGUUCUUGGCUUCUACAAGAAUAGUGAGCGAGAUGGUUGAGGAAUUGGACGAGAGUGUGGUGUGGAAGACCCCAGAUUUUGGAAAGAUGACUAGUCUUCCACCAGGGAUGCAGUUUGUUUCUGUUGCCGGGUCAACCCGGUUUGGAGUAUACGGGUUGGAUUUCGGAUGGGGCAGACCGGAGAAAGUGAUGGUUGUGUCGAUUGAUCAAGGCGAAGCGGUUUCCUUGGCCGAGAGUAGAGAUGGAAAUGGCGGUGUGGAGGUUGGCUUCUCGCUCAAGAAACAUGAAAUGGAUGGUCUCAUUGAUUUGCUCGAUAACGGACUAAAAGUUUAAUUAAACACUUGUUUAAUUUUCUCUUGAAAAAUAAAAUUGUAACGUCCUACGUUCACUAAAAGCUUUAGUGCCUAGUAGCUUUCAAGAUCACGGGUUCGAAUCUAAAUGUUGGCUACUAGUCAUUUUCUUGUUCUUGUAUAGUCUCUCUCUCUCUCCCCUAGCAGAAAGUAACGUUCCUGAUCUCAU